Acaulospora morrowiae is the source of this 388-nucleotide messenger RNA. Lineage: Eukaryota; Fungi; Glomeromycota; Glomeromycetes; Diversisporales; Acaulosporaceae. The record is from the annotation of a GenBank genome assembly.
GAAUGAUUCGGUUGAAUCUUUUCUCACAUCCAAUUUCGAUUCUCUCUUUGAUGUUGAUGAUAUUUAUUUUUCAUUCGCAUCCCUGCCAUUUCUACCAUCUUAUUCGACAUUGGAUAUUGAGAUGUUGGAGAAUUACUUUAAGAAGUGGAUCAUUCAAUAUGAUAGACUUGGAUUGGUUAAGCGGAAAGCUGAUAAGAAUAUGUUGAAAAUGAUAUACAAUCUUCGGAAACCAUUUUUGUCAUUGCUUGUGGUACUUAUAAUGGAUUAUGAACAUAAGAAUGGGGUUCCACCUACAUCAAAAAUCCUACGCGGUCUUGUUGCGGAGAAGAUGAUGACCAUUCUUUGUAUUGAUGGAAGGCAGGAGCGAAGAUAUUGGAGUGGAAUGUGA